AACGUUAUGUAUAUUAUGCUGCAAUAUACUGUCGUGAACUUCGUGAAGCAUUAACGUGUGACAUAUCUCCAGUGGUGCCAUCUUUUUAUACACGUAUUUAUGGAAACCAUGUGACUGUAACUGCUAGUUUAUUGUGUUUUAUCCAUGACCGAGGAGCAAACUCAUCUGAGAGGUCAACUUAUAUCAGAAGAUAAGUCACGAACGAAUUCUGUUGCUUCUCUCUCUUCUUCCGGAGUGUCAGACGAAGUUUCCCUUCUUCUAGAAGUGGUGUUUGCACCGGGUUCUAAUAACGGAGGCGCCAUAGAUUCCUCAAGAGUUAAUCGUGAAAACCAGCCGCUUUUAGGGCGGAUGGAAUCGGUUGUUACGUUCAACAAUUUCCCAGAUGAUCCUUUGUUUUCUGAUCUGGUACGGCAAGCUGAAAUUGCAAUAGAUAAUGGCAUUUAUCCAGAGAGGAUAUAUCAAGGGUCCAGCGGAAGUUACUUUGUUAAAAAUCCUUCAGGGAAAAUCAUCGGUGUAUUUAAGCCAAAGGAUGAAGAGCCUUACGGACGGUUAAACCCCAAGUGGACCAAAUGGAUGCAUAAGCUGUGUUGCCCCUGUUGUUUUGGCAGGUCAUGUCUCAUACCGAAUCAGGGCUAUCUGUCAGAAGCCGGUGCAAGCGUAGUUGAUCAGAAGUUGCAGCUUAAAAUUGUUCCCAAAACAAAGGUGGUGAAACUUGUAAGUGAGACAUUCAACUAUCCACGUAUUGAUCGGGAGAAAGCGCGCGUAAAACUUGUCAUCAUGGAGCAUAUCCCCAAUCUCGGAAGGCAUUUUAACAGAAUUGGUCUGAGGCCAAAGACUGGAUCGUUUCAGUUAUUUGUAGAUGGUUAUAAGGAUGCUGACUACUGGUUAAGAAGGUUUGAAGUAGACCCCUUACCUCCAAAAGUGCAACGAGAAUUCCAAUUACAAUUUGAACGACUUGUAGUUCUUGACUAUAUCAUACGAAACACUGAUCGGGGUAAUGACAACUGGCUUAUUCGAUAUGAUCAACCAAACAUUCAGUCAGCUGCUGUAACUGGUGAUGAGUUGGAGGAUGCAACGGUGGGUAAGGACUGGAACUUGGUGCAUUUGCCAGAGAUAGCCCUUGCAGCUAUUGACAAUGGUUUGGCGUUCCCCUUCAAACAUCCUGAUUCUUGGAGAGCGUAUCCAUACCACUGGGCGUGGCUUCCACAGGCCAAGGUUCCCUUCAGUGAGGAGACACGAGAACUUGUCUUACCACAGCUGUCAGAUAUGAACUUUGUUCAGGACCUUUGUGAUGACCUUUAUCUGCUAUUUAAGCAAGAUAAAGGGUUUGAUCGACAUAUGUUUGAAAGGCAGAUGAGUGUUAUGAGGGGUCAGAUUCUGAACCUGACACAAGCGCUGAAGGACGGCAAGAGCCCAGUGCAACUAGUGCAGAUGCCAGCGGUAAUUGUGGAGAGGUCCAAAGGACAUGUAGGUACAACAUCACGCUUCCGUUCUUUCAGCGACACUUUCACGCAACGCUUCCAGAACAAAAGCCCCUUCUUCUCUUGGUGUUGAUGGUGUCAUUGGUGUCUUCAAGGUACUUCAUUGUGGAAAGCUGGAACAGACGGACAUUUUAUUGGACGCCUUGGGAAAUGGUGUUCGUAGUGGCAAUGCAGCUGUGUAAGCAGAGACGGAAUCGUCGAUGAGACGUGAUGGUACAGGUAGCGUUCUAAGUAUGAUGGUGUAUCAUAGUUAUUUGUAGUUCCACCAAGACUGAAAUAAUUGGCAGUGUCCUUGUUACAUUGUGAUGUGGAACUGUGUUGUGAUAUGCUUGUGGUUCAGACACUUGUCUUGUGCAUGCUGAAAAUGUAUAUUUAGAAUUUUGUGAGAAGAAUUCAGUUUACAAUAGAUUUUGGGUACAACAUUAUAUUUAUGAUUGUGGAGAUCACUGUUUUCUGAGACGUGAUGCUGUGUAGUUUGGUAGAUAUGUUCCAGUGUUUCGAAAAAGUCUGCUGCCCCCACAAGGCAUGGCAUUGCAUCCCAGAAAACAGUAAUAUAUGUGGUCAUCAACAUGGGAACCCUGUGUCAUGUCUGUUUGCAGAUUGCUGUUCGCUAGGCUAUGACACUGGGGUCCGGUGGGUGGAACCUGAUGGCUUCAUCUUCAUGGUAGAAGUGAUAGAAGCCUUUUACUCUGAAGAUACAAGCAUUGUGUUCCUCUAAAAUGUUGGUGCUCACUGGAGUUGAUGGUGUCAUAACCCAGAUGAUCACUGUGAAAACAUGAAGUCUGUUAUGAAUUUGUGAUAUUUACAUGUUUAUACUUCCUCCAAAGAAUUGUGUUGGAAUGUUUUAAAUUGUGGUUUUUCUUAUUAAUCUACACAGUGACUAUUCAUUGAGGCCAUAUUUAAAAUACCCCCCAAAUGCUGUAGUGAUGCUUUCUAUGAAAUUUAAUGGAAAAAAUAUGCAGAAGGGCACUGAAGUUUUUCAUGGCAUAAUAAUAAUAAUCAGGCAGAAUGGAAGUAAUAAAGUUGCUAUACAUCUUCAUUAAGUGCGUUGUAUCUGUGGUGGAGAGCAUAGGCAAUCUCAAAAGUCAACUGUGUGACUGAAAGAGAGCAUUUUUUAUCUUCUGUGCAUGCCAUGGACCCUGUAACAUUUGUAAAUGAACUAUGUGUUCAUAAAUUUUUUGUGAUCAUGCUGUUUCUACAUACUGGGUGACCCAUCAGGAUGGUGGACUGGACCAUCAGAGUUCCAUACUGCUCUACAGUCUGUCCCAAAACUGGAAUUGUGAUUUCCAGAUAAGGAAAAUUAACCUUUUUUAAUUUGACUGUACUCCAUAAAGAAACAUGUAUUUUUUUAUGAUUUCAUAGAAGCUAUCUUUUUUUUUUUGUUCAAAAGAACUGUGUUAAAGUUGUAUAAUAGGAGAAUGUGGUCAUAUCUCCCUCCUUAGUAAGAUUACUGUCAUUUUGAUAAAAGGGGAGUACUAGUCUACAUAUAAUUAAUGUUUUAGUAAUGUUUUUAAUAUCAGCCAGAAGUUCAUUGGUUCUCUCGUGUAGUUCCUUACAGUUUGCUUUACAAGUUCACUUUAAAAUGAUGAGCUGUGUAUAUAUGCAUGAAAGCAGAGCACAGACAUAUGUUCAAUAUGCCAUGCGCAUUUUUAGAAAAUGUGUUGUCUACCUGUUUAUUUUUAUGUUGUUAUAUGGUUCCUCUAACUGGAUGCAUAUAUAUAUAUAAUCAUAUCUUGUGUUUCUAUUAUCUUUUGAGUUACAUAGUCCCUCAACAUGGGUGUCUUUCAGGAUGUGACCCUUGUAGCCCAGUAGCACCCCAGAAAGUAAAUCUCUACAUUGCUCUGAAAAUUGGCUCAAUUUCCUGUCUUCAGGUGGCAAGGUUAUGAAGAGAUUCAUACACUGUUGGGCUCUCAGUAGAGUGAUCCUGAUAACCUGGCCCCAGUAGCUCUACCAAGGAGCCCAGCAGAGUAGAAAUUUUCUUAUACACUCUCAACCAGAAGACAGGAAAGGAUCAAUGUCAGAUUUGAGGAUCUCUCACUUAUGACUGCAAAAAUUACUCCCUAAUGGAAUAUGACCAUGUAAUUUGGUAGAACCAACGUUCCAGAGCAACCUGUUAGCCUGAAGGUGAAGGCGACAGGUUGCUCUGAAGCAUUGGUACAUGUCUAUAACAGAUGAGCGUUGUCACAUCUGAGAAGAAAGUAGUCUUCAUAAAGACUGCAGUGAGAAAUCUGAAAUCUUAUGUAGGUUUUGCAUAUUUCAUGUAAUUGUUUCCAUAAGCCUGUUUUGCAGUUAAAAAUUAUGGUACCUGGAUGUUUCUUUUUUUUUAAUUUGCAUAGUGGGGGGUGGAGUCCAACUGGGUCCACUCGGCACAGCAGCCAUUCAUUG
Molecule: messenger RNA, 3866 nt
Organism: Cryptotermes secundus
Lineage: Eukaryota; Metazoa; Arthropoda; Insecta; Blattodea; Kalotermitidae
Gene: Pi4KIIalpha
Product: phosphatidylinositol 4-kinase type 2-beta
Exons: 9
Coding region: 145-1554 (469 amino acids)
Biological process (GO): endosome organization; Golgi organization; phosphatidylinositol phosphate biosynthetic process
Cellular component (GO): lysosomal membrane; endosome; trans-Golgi network
Molecular function (GO): 1-phosphatidylinositol 4-kinase activity
Source: RefSeq, a predicted model, not a curated record